Anopheles coustani is the source of this 1204-nucleotide messenger RNA. RefSeq names its product C-type lectin 37Db-like. Gene Ontology annotation, biological process: biological process involved in interspecies interaction between organisms. Gene Ontology annotation, molecular function: carbohydrate binding. The transcript has 4 exons. The coding region runs from base 1 to 591 and encodes 196 amino acids. NCBI's taxonomy places the organism in Eukaryota, Metazoa, Arthropoda, Insecta, Diptera, Culicidae. Gene Ontology annotation, cellular component: external side of plasma membrane. The record is from RefSeq and is a predicted model, not a curated record.
AUGGUGCAACAGAAGCUGCUUCCCGGCGCUCAGUGGAACCGAAUGGGGUUCAUCCUGGCCGUGCUGCUCGUGAUAUUCAGUGAAAGUGUUGUUCGAUGCGCGACCCCAAAGGCUCUCGCAGGCAACUCCCACGGUACUAAUUGCCCGAACUGCGUCGAAGAGUCCUCUGCACCGACACGGUGGACGAUGCCGUUGCUAAAACUUGGAGAAAAGCGUUACUACCUUAGCAUUUUUUUCAAGGCAAAUUGGUUCAAGGCUCUACAGUACUGCCGGUUCCAUGGAAUGCAGCUAGCCAGCAUACAGACACAAGAGGAAAACGAUCGACUGGAAAAAUACGUGAAGGAUUACGGGUUGGCAACGGAACACUUCUGGACGUCCGGUACUGAUUUAGCCGAGGAGGGAAGCUUCUUUUGGGUCUCGAACGGGCGGCCACUUUCAUUCACCAACUGGAACGCCGGUGAGCCGAACAACUUCCGCUACGAAAAUGGCGAAGAGGAGCACUGCCUGGAGCUGUGGAAUCGGGACGGCAAGGGCUUGAAGUGGAACGACACACCGUGUAGUUUCGAGACGUAUUUCAUCUGCGAGGUGUAGAUGAGUAUGAACAGCAGUCGUUGAAGGAAGCAGCGUUUCUUCCGAAUGCCAAACUCAAUCCUGCAGAUCUUUUGCCGUUAUCCGCCGGACAGUUCCGUACCAGCGGACAUCGGCGUUCUACCGACCACGUGUUCAUCAAAUCCGUGUCAUCAGAAUGAGAGUGAAGCACCCUCAUCCGCUCAUCCCAUCUGUUCCCACUGUUUCACUCCCUGCUUCCCACUUUCUCGAUGCAACUUCUUUCCCUUCUAUCGUGUAGUAUUUAUAAUAUGUAGUUCAAACAUACAACAUGCGGAUUCAAUCGUCUGGAUCCGUCCGAGGGCGUGGAAAACAAGCAAACAGACAAAUACUGAAGCACAACUACACCUAGCGAGCUAAGAUCACUCGUACGUACGAUAAGUUUUGUGUUGUUAGUAGACUAUUUCUUGACGCUAUUUACAUUCACAGCUAGUUUGUUAUUUUUCAUCCGCGGAAUCUUUCCCUCAUGCCACGGUUAGGUUUAUCUCCCUUAUCGCUGUGUCGUGUUCUACUAUCGUGUUCAAUGGAGUAUGUGUAAAUAAGGUUGCGCAUUGCUGGCCAGAAAUGUGUAGAUUAAUUAUAUACGAAUAAAUUGUCA